CUUCUAGAUCUCCUAGUCGAUUAAUUGUUACUCCACACUGCACAGCUCGCACCACAAGCUCAAGACAUUCAUCGGGGACAAACAACACACAAAAAAGGAAAAGACGGAAGUGCAGUCGAAAGUUAAAUAGUUUUAUUUUGCUUUCAGUUUAACGGGUCUUAAUCUUAUUCUUAUAAGGGAGGAAGAGAUAAGACAGUUUUAAAAAUGGCCAUUCUAAGGAUUAUUGUUCUGUGUUUAGCUAUUGGAAUGACAGUGGCACAACAUCCGAAGCGAGUAUUCCCAUCCAGAGGGGGCCCAGUACCGAUUAAAGCUCCCGUAGAGGUCGAGGACGAGGAACAUCCAAGGGCGCCCACAGAUAAAAAUUGCCCCGAGCCGAAUGGUUUCUUCCCAGACUCGGAGCAGUGUGAUAAAUAUUAUGCGUGCACUGAUGGUAAAUUUGAAGCGAGAUUGUGCCCAGAUGGUAUGGUUUUCAACGAUUACAGUCCAGAUCAGGAGAAGUGUGAUUUGCCCUACAAUAUUGACUGUUCCAAGAGGCCAGAACGACAAACGCCCAUUCCCAGCCAGAAUUGUCCACGCAAAAAUGGCUACUUCGGACACAAGAACCAGAACAUAUGCGAUACAUUCUACUACUGUGUGGAUGGCCAGUUCAAUAUGAUAACUUGUCCAUCGGGCUUGGUAUUUAACCCUAAAACCGGCAUCUGCACCUGGGCCGAUGAGGCUGGCAGGCAGGGUUGCUCUUCAGAAGACGUAUUCGAAUUCACUUGCCCUAAAGUAAAUGAAACCGAAGCAGUAACACAUCCACGUUAUGCCGAUCCAGAUGACUGCCAGUACUUUUAUGUGUGCAUUAAUGGAGAAACUCCACGCCGAAACGGUUGCAAAUUGGGUCAGGUGUUUGACGAAAGCAAUAAACUUUGCGAUUGGGCUCGAAAGGUUCCCGAUUGUGCUGAUUGGUACAAGGAUCGUUUGACUGAUGCCCAACUUGACGAACUGGAAAAUCCAAAACCAAAAGCAAAACCAAAAGAAUCCAGCCGUCCAAAGGGUUCACAAAGGAAACGAUUACCAAGGCCAACAAAGCCCCCAGUAGAUGAGGACGCUGAGUAAAGUGAAGAAGGAAAGACCCGACUUCUAUACACAACGAUAUACAAGACCUUAAAAUUGUUUGUGUGCGUGCGCGUUGUUGUAGGUAAUGCAGUUUUUAUGUUCACUUUGGCAGGAAUUGAAGGAAAUAUAUGUUUUGUAUAUUUUAUGCCUGAUUUUUUUGUAUUUUAAUAAAACAGAAUGAAAAGAAUGAAAGAAAACACAAUCAAA
Molecule: messenger RNA, 1308 nt
Organism: Eupeodes corollae
Lineage: Eukaryota; Metazoa; Arthropoda; Insecta; Diptera; Syrphidae
Product: protein obstructor-E
Exons: 5
Coding region: 205-1101 (298 amino acids)
Cellular component (GO): extracellular region
Molecular function (GO): chitin binding
Source: RefSeq, a predicted model, not a curated record